AUGGGCUUUAAAAUCCAGUUGACUGUACGUGGGAGCUUUUCUGUGUCUUUGACCAAAUUGAACAAUAUUAACUUCUCCUUCUUUCUUUGCAGCUCACCAAAUAUUGCAAAAAAAUUUCAUGCAGGACAUUUGCGUUCAACAAUUAUAGGUAACUUCAUAGCUAAUAUAAGGCAAGCUUUGGGGAAUGAUGUGAUCAGGAUCAACUACCUUGGAGACUGGGGCAUGCAAUUUGGAUUGCUUGGAGCAGGAUUUCAGCUCUUUGGCUCAGAAGUGGAACUGAAAGCAAAUCCGUUACAACAUCUUUUUGAAGUUUAUGUUGAAGUGAAUAAGAUGGCAGAAACCAGCGAAGACAUUCACAAAGCAGGACAAGAGUUCUUCAAGAAACUAGAGGGAGGGGAUGAGCAUGCCUUGAGAUUAUGGCAACAGUUUAGAUCGAUAAGCAUUGAAGAAUACAAAAAAAUUUAUCAGCGGCUUGGUGUGCAUUUUGAUGAGUACUCUGGAGAAUCAUUCUACCAAGAAAAAACACAGGAGAUUCUGUGGCUGCUGGAUCAGAAAGGACUACUCAAGAAAACAACGCAAGGAACUGGAGUAGUAGAACUUUCACCAAAUGAUGAUCUUGCUGUUUAUGCCAAGAUGGUUCGCUCUGAUGGAACAACCCUUUACUUGACCAGAGAUGUUGCAGCUGCCAUAGAUCGAAUGGAGAAAUAUAAUUUUGACCAAAUGAUUUAUGUGGUAGGUAACUAA
This is a messenger RNA of Rhincodon typus (whale shark), 744 nucleotides long. RefSeq names its product arginyl-tRNA synthetase 2, mitochondrial (gene rars2). Gene Ontology annotation, cellular component: mitochondrion. Gene Ontology annotation, molecular function: arginine-tRNA ligase activity; ATP binding. The record is from RefSeq and is a predicted model, not a curated record. The transcript has 8 exons. Bases 1 to 744 code for a protein of 247 amino acids. Gene Ontology annotation, biological process: arginyl-tRNA aminoacylation; mitochondrial translation. NCBI's taxonomy places the organism in Eukaryota, Metazoa, Chordata, Chondrichthyes, Orectolobiformes, Rhincodontidae.